Molecule: messenger RNA, 1973 nt
Organism: Nicrophorus vespilloides
Lineage: Eukaryota; Metazoa; Arthropoda; Insecta; Coleoptera; Silphidae
Gene: Art3
Product: protein arginine N-methyltransferase 1
Exons: 7
Coding region: 344-1894 (516 amino acids)
Biological process (GO): peptidyl-arginine methylation
Cellular component (GO): nucleus
Molecular function (GO): protein-arginine N-methyltransferase activity
Source: RefSeq, a predicted model, not a curated record
GUAAUUCAGGAAUUAAUCAUAGGCUCGACAGAAUAGUUGAAUCAAGGCUAUCCAUUGUUUAGUCUGCUAUGAUUGUUUUCUGUUUUGUGUAGUAAAUUUGGUUGCCAGGUUUUUAAAUAUUUUAUAGUUGAUACUUUAUGUAUUCUUAUUUUAAAAUUAACAAUAAUAAAGUGGAAACGAAUCGACAGUGUAUUGGUGAAUCCAAAUCAUAAAUCAAUAACUUGCAUAUAUUCAAUAAAUAAUGAACCUCUGCAAGUGUUAACGAACGCAGCUAGAAGUAAAUUUGGAGAUCUAACCUAUAAGGAUACAAUAAUAAUCUACACGUGUUUUUAAAUUUGAAAAUAUGGAGAACGAAAAAUCGGUUGUUGCAUUGGAACCAAACAUGGAUAUUGAGAAUGAAGAUUCUGAUGGAUGGGAUGAAAUGGAAAUAAGUGGUGAACAAACAACUUGCUUAUUCUGCACAUCUCAGUUUUUGACUAUAGCUGUGGCUAUGGACCAUUGUCGGGUGGAACAUAAUUUUGAUUUGCUGUAUCUGAAAAGCAAGUAUAACAUGGAUUGUUAUUCGUAUAUCAAAAUGAUCAAUUACAUUAGGAAAUGUAAACCUACCGCUGAUAGUUUAUUGCAGUCUCAAACUGCAUUAUGGUCCAGUGAUGACUAUUUGAAAUCUGGUGAUAUGGAAUCUUGGUUAAUGUAUGAUUUUGAUGAUCUUGGAAGUACACCAUCUACACCGCAUUAUGCAAUCGAUGGAAAAACUCCUAUUAGUAACAUCACGUAUUCCGAUUUGCAGCGACAAAUUCAAGACUUGACGAUACAGUUGAGGCAAAAGGAUUCGAUGCUGCAGAAUGCCAAGGACGAUAUUGACACAAUGAAAACUGUUACUAGAAAUAUAGUGGAAGCUGGAGAUUCGGAAAUCGUAUUGCCUUCCAGCGUCGGAGAUGUGCCAGUUUCUUUGGACAGUGAAUAUUUUAAUUCGUAUUCUCAUUACGGCAUACACCACGAAAUGCUAAGCGACACCGUUCGUACCGAGAGUUACAGAGAUGCUAUUUUGAAGAAUGUUAAUUCCUUCAAAGACAAAACGGUUCUGGACGUUGGUUGUGGUACAAGCAUCUUAUCGAUGUUUGCCGCUAAGGCUGAGGCGAAAAAGGUAAUUGGAAUUGACAUGUCGGAGGUUUUGUUCAAGGCUAUGGACAUAAUUAGAGAAAACAAACUGGACGACAAAAUCACGUUGCUUCACGGUAGAUUAGAAAAUGUCGAGCUUCCUGAAAAUAAAGUCGACAUUAUCAUAUCGGAAUGGAUGGGUUACUUCCUGCUGUUUGAGGGAAUGCUGGAUACGGUCAUAUACGCUCGUGAUAAUCAUCUAAAACCUGGAGGACUUAUAUUGCCCAAUAGGUGUAACAUCAAUUUGGUUGCUUGCUCAGAUUUAGAAAGAUACAAUGGUCUGAUCAAUUUUUGGGACGACGUUUACGGAUUCAACAUGUCAUGUAUGAAGUCGGAUAUAAUUAGCGAGGCUAAUAUUGAAACUGUGCCAAUGGAUAAUGUUGUGUCCGAGCCGAGCGUUCUAACAGAAAUCGAUUUGCAAACGUGCAACACGAACACGCCGAAUUUUUCAGCUAAUUUCAAAUUGAAGAUAACGAAAACAUCGACGAUAACUUCUCUUGCCGGAUACUUCGAUACAUUUUUUGAGCUAGAAAAUCCCGUCUCUUUCUCCACAGGCCCGCAUUGUAAGAGCACCCAUUGGAAACAAACUGUAUUUUAUUUAAAAACCCCGAUCGAGGUCAAAGAAGGUGAGAUAUUAGAAGGAACACUUGUAAGUUUCAGAAACGUCAAGAACGUCAGAGGUUUAACAAUCACUAUCGAGAUUAAUGGUAACAAAUAUAAAUAUAGUUUAGAUUGAUUUUAUACAAAAUAAAAAAAUAUUAUUAUAAUAGACAUGAACAAACAACACUUAUUCCAUAACAAUACAUUUUCCAAAA